UGGUUGUAGCUACUAUUGUAAUGCAAGAGCAGGUUGAGUAGCACGUCUUAGGAGUCUUACACACAUAUAUAUUGACGACAAUGGCUGCCUGGAUGGGUAUCAUACAAUCAGUUCACAAUCAUCAUCACUACAGUAUAAUUCACUUCCGCAAAUAUCAUAACAAGCUUCAACUUGAAUAGAGUAAUACAACUUACUUGCUCAACACAUCAAAGUUACAACUUCGUCUACUCAACACACCAACAUCUCGCAUCAUCUAUCCUCUUCCAGAUAGCCACCACAAUGCGUGCAUGGCAAUUCAAAGCCUCCUCCGGCCCCAUGGAAAAGAACCUUUCCAUCCCACCCUCAGGCCUCCCCAUCCCAUCCAUCAAAGACGACGAAGUCCUCGUCGAAAGCCAUGCAACAGGCCUCAACGCAAUCGACUACAAGAUCCUCGAGCUCGGCCUUAUCACACGUCUCGUCUUCCCCUCCAUGACCCCCGGAUUGGAAAUCUACGGCCGAGUCACCAAAACCGGUAGCAAAGUAUCCAAGUUCCGUGAAGGAGACGUAGUAUUCGGCUCCAUCGGCCCUGGACCCAAACACGGCGCACUUGCAGACUAUGUCCCAGUGUCUCAAGACCUACUUGCACAAGCCCCAGAAGGUCUGAAAGGAGAUGACCUCGUCGCCGUCUCUCUCGUUGGCAUGACAGUCCACGCUGGUCUAGCUCCAUACGCGAAACCCGGCAGCAAAGUUUUCAUCAACGGUGGUUCCGGAGGCACAGGUAUAGCGGCGGUUCAAAUGGCAAAGAUACUGGGCUACGAAGUCACUGCUUCGUGCUCGACGGCGAAUAUCGAGCUCGUCAAGAGUCUAGGCGCUGACAACGUAUUGGACUACACCACUACACCAAUCAUCGAGCAGCUCAAGGACAGGGGCGAGGUGUUUGAUCUCAUACUAGAUAACGUCGGUGCGCCGGCAAAUCUGUAUCGUGCUUCUACUCCAUUUCUCCGGGCAGAAGGCAAGUUCGUACAGGUGGGGCUGGGCGUGAGCUUAAGUGGUGUUUUGCAGCUGCUUGGCAACAAUAUUGCAAGCCUAUUGGGGUGGGGGAAGAGGGGGUAUGUGUUUGUGGAUGCGAAGCCAAGUAGGGCGGUUUAUGAGCAGUUGGCUGUGUGGAUGGUAGAGGGGAAGCUACGCGCCGUUGUUGAUUCGACGUGGGAGUUUGGCGAUGUGCCAAAGGCGUAUGAGAGGUUGAAGACGGGAAGGGCGAGAGGAAAGGUUGUUGUGCAUGUCAAGGAGGAUUGAGAGUGUGGGUUGGGGGGAAAAUAAUUUGUUUCUUUGAGCGAGAUCAUGUUUGAGACAACUAUUAGUUUAAUCCCGGGCAUAGUGAACGCCUUUGAUACCUUCUAUACACCUAAUUGAGCAUCUCUGAUUUUUCACUCGCGAACUGAGCAUGAACUACAAAAGACCCAAGAUGAUAUCCUCGGAUCUCGUGUUUCCCCAGGUGUAACCUAAUAAUGCAGGGAGCACUAUACUUGGCUUGGCAGCUGAACUGCUGGGAGGUACUCCAUGGCACGGACCUUCCUGGUG
Molecule: messenger RNA, 1560 nt
Organism: Bipolaris sorokiniana ND90Pr
Lineage: Eukaryota; Fungi; Ascomycota; Dothideomycetes; Pleosporales; Pleosporaceae
Exons: 1
Coding region: 280-1275 (331 amino acids)
Cellular component (GO): mitochondrion
Molecular function (GO): oxidoreductase activity
Source: RefSeq, a predicted model, not a curated record